UCCAAUGUGUAAACAACAGUUCAUAACGAAUUUUACUAUAGGAUUCGCAAACUUACAUAAUUCUAGCAAUGCCGCCUAAUAGUGAAUAUUUGGCCAUUGCUACAAAACGAGCCGAGGAAAAGAAAACCCACGUCAGUUUCCCUCAGUUGGUGUACCCUUCGCUCAGAGACGAUGGCCUAAGAGAUCCAGUGCAAUGGUUAACAGGAAAAGCUAUGGAUGAUGGUGCAGAGGGUAUCUGGAGGGUACACGAUGGAUUGUAUGACCUUGAACCUUUUCUUCAAAUUCAUCCAGGAGGUGCAGAAUGGCUAGAAUUAACAAAGGGAACAGACAUAACAGAGGCCUAUGAAUGUCACCAUCUGAAUCCAGCUGUCAACAAAGUACUGGAAAAAUACUAUGUUAAAAAAGCAAAAACGCCAAGAAACUCACCUUUUACUUUCAAAGAUGACGGAUUUUUCCGUUCAUUGAAACGAGCGGUUUGGACGGAACUCCAAAAGACGCCGAAGCACAUACACAAAAGAACUGAUAGGAUUAUAGAUGGAUUAUUUGUUGCUUUCCUGAUAUCUUGCGCUAUAUCAUGUAUAUCCAAGAGUUAUUGGAUAAUUAUGGCAUCAUAUUUAUCAGCAUCUUUAAGUUUAGCUUGGCUCACGGUUGCAGCUCAUAAUUAUAUUCAUAAAAAAACGAAUUGGAGGAUGUAUCUUUUUAACUUCAGCUUAUGGUCUUACAGAGAUUUCAGAGUUUCCCACGCCCUAUCUCACCACCUUUACCCGAAUACUCUUAUGGAUUUGGAAAUAAGUGGAUUCGAGCCAUUCGUUUUUUGGUUGCCAUUGAAAAAUCGAUUCUACGGAAAAUUUGCCAUCAUCAUCGAAUUAGCAACAUUCGGACUUAUUUUCCCAGUUAAUUUCUUAAAACGGUUAAUUUUGAACUUUUUGCGUAAAGAUUUCUUCUUGAAUCAUUAUCGAUGGCACGAUGUUCUUGGUUUCCUAACACCGGUCUGGAUGUGGGUUAUAAGCGGCUGCAGCUUUUACGAUGCAUUUAUAAUGUGGCUAUGGAUUAUUUGCACUGCUAGUUUUAUAUUCUUCAACAUUGGAUCAAACGCUGCUCACCACCAUCCAAUUUGCUUUAGAGAUGGCGAUGAAGUCGAUGAUGUCACUCGUGACUGGGGUCUUCAUGAAGUAGAGGCAGUCAUGGACCGUCGAGACAUCAACACCAGUUUCUUCAGAGUUAUGACGUUCUUCGGGCAUCACACACUGCACCAUUUAUUCCCAACUUUGGAUCACGCUGUCCUAGAAUACAUGUAUCCCGUAUUUCUGCAACAUUGUGAGAAGUAUCGUGCCAAGUUUCGUGUCACCACGCAAUUCGAUAUGGUUGUACAACAAAUUAAAUUAACAGCAAUGAAAACACCUACUCUUCUUGAAAAGAGUAAUUGAGUAGUUAAUAAGCAGCUGAUUAUCCUUGGGGUCCUGAGAACAAAAUCUCUCUAUAAAACAUAUUUUCAUUCCUAUAUUUGAAAAAAAUAGCGAUAACAAUAUAUUUUGGAAGUUUUUAGUCUCAGAAACUCAUGGUAAAUAAUGCAAACACUACUUUUAUAAUUCUUAAAUAAAUACCUUUAACACAUAGGCUACCUAUUAAUUUUUUUUAAUUCCGCGCGGACGGAGUCGCGGGCUACACCUAGUUUUUUUAUACAACGUCAGUCAAUAUAGAACAAACAAAGAUAUGCCAUAAGGUUAUCCACUCUUUGAUUGUAAAGUCAUAUUUAUUAUCAUUUUGUUUAAGUGCAGAAUGAACGAAAAUAAAAAAAACUUGUUAUUUUUUU
Messenger RNA from Papilio xuthus (Asian swallowtail), 1813 nucleotides. Its product is annotated as cytochrome b5-related protein. Gene Ontology annotation, biological process: lipid metabolic process. Bases 69 to 1427 code for a protein of 452 amino acids. The transcript has 5 exons. Lineage: Eukaryota; Metazoa; Arthropoda; Insecta; Lepidoptera; Papilionidae. Gene Ontology annotation, molecular function: heme binding. The record is from RefSeq and is a predicted model, not a curated record.